This is a messenger RNA of Lineus longissimus, 2075 nucleotides long. Its product is annotated as coiled-coil domain-containing protein 24-like. Bases 123 to 1253 code for a protein of 376 amino acids. NCBI's taxonomy places the organism in Eukaryota, Metazoa, Nemertea, Pilidiophora, Heteronemertea, Lineidae. The transcript has 10 exons. The record is from RefSeq and is a predicted model, not a curated record.
AAUGGCUGUCAGCAAGAAGAAACAAAAAGAAAGCGACUAUUUGAUAUUUACGUUUUAUUUUGCGUUUAAAGCGAUGGAAUUGACUUGACUUGAUUCAUGACCAAGUUCGGAAGAAAUUGACGAUGGAUGACAUGUUUGUUUACGAGCCACCAUUGUCCCUCUGGGCUUUGGUGGACCAGUAUGUUCCGGAUAACGAAAGAGAUGAGGUGAAGAACAUGCUGGGAGAGUCCUUGGUAGAUCAGAGUCUGGAGUUGCAUUUAGAGGUUGAUACUUUGCUUGAGAUCUGGAGAGACUUUCGUGAUGACUCUAUCAAGGAAAGGUCAUCGGAGAGAUUGCCGGAACCACCAGCAGUGCGUGACAGGUUGCGACAAGAGAUAAUGUUCUUCGUUGAAAACAUCAGAGAGAAAGCUGGAAAGGAAGGAAGAGACCCCAAUAGAGUUUUUGCGCGCCAUAACCAUGAUGUUUUAACGUAUGCCUGUGAUCAAUCAAGUACGUCCUCUUCUGACACUUGGUCGCGGCCGACGACAGCGAGGAGCUCGACUGGCAGAGAAACGCCAAUGAGAUGUACGCCGUCCAGUUCCAGUGAGAGGAUGUCUUCCCUCUCCACAGUCAGUGAUGAUGUCGAAGCCAUGCAUGAUAAACUUAAUAUAUUGCAUUUGGAUGAAAUCACGCAGCAUCUAAGGACAUACCUUGAAGAAGAAGUCCAACAGUUGUUGAGGGAUAUAGAGUUUUUACAGGAAUGUUUAGAAAGAGAAGCUGAUUUCCGUGACAGUGCUGGCAGCAUGACACAGAGGGAACCUACACUGACAGAAUUGAGAGAAGAGAGACAGAAAUUGGAAAAAGAUCUUCUCGAAGCUGCAAGACCUUCUCCUCCAGCUAUAAAGAAAGUUCCUUUUAGACCAUCUCCUGAAGGUUUGAAAACUGGGACAAUGAAAGUGCGCAGUCCAGGAACGAUGUCUCCUACGGCUCCAGCCCGUCCAAAACCGAUGAAAGCAUCCCACGACGUCUCGACAAAGGUGCUGGAAUUCCCCAAUCAAAAUCAAAAUAUUGGACAGAAUGUGCGAAAUAAUAACAAUUGCUUGGACAGGACUGGCAAUGUGCCAAAUAUUGCUAAUGCUAAAUUGGUGAAAGUUACAAUACCGGCCUCAAGAACUGGUUCAGCAGAGCUUAGUCCAGUGCCCCCAACGUCUGCUCGACCAAGUUCUGCUUCGAGGUUUCGGAGGAUGGUACUGAACUGCCGGGAUUCACCUUGAGUUUGAAAUGAUGUGAAAGAGGGGCGUGGAUUCAGGGGGUGGCGCUGUGGCAUGAAACUUCCUAAUAUUUUGAGACAAAAUCCUUGAAAGUGAUUGUGAAAUUGUCGGAUUAGGCGAAAAAAUUGACACACUGGAGGACAGUGAUUUUCAAGACUUCUGUUUCCGUUUUGUCACAUUAGGGGAAUGCAUGGGACUUUCUUUUAAGAAUAUUACUGUGAUGGAGCAAUAUUUAGGUCCAAUGUGUCGUUACAUAUGCUGGAUUAGUGGUGGUCUCAUGAUGUCGGGACCCAAUGCAGGUAAAUGCAAAGCGUCAUGUCAUUGUCGAAAUAUCGCCAUAGAUUGCCGGUGGUUAAGUGGUUAACUAGUCUCAGUGAAGGUGUUAUUUCUAGACUUGGGCAUGUUGAUCCCACUCGCUCAGUGCAGACUCGAUGUAGGGGUGUAUUCAUGUAAAACACUGGGCUGAGCUAUAAUGAGGUGUUCAGGCCCAGAGAGGACGACCUCCCAAAAAUAUUCAAAGUUCUCUCUGGGCGGCACCUUCAGGGCCAUCUGAAACAGGUUGUUGGGGUGGUGAUACACUGGCACUGAAAGUGCUAAACCGAAUUAAUUUUAAUAACGUACUUCACAAAUGAUGUACCUGUAAAUAACUUAUCCGUCCACCGUUUGCUUAAUUUUGAACUUGUUUUGUUGGUAAAUGCAGUAAUGUGCAAAACUGGAACCACUCACGUGGCACUAUUUGAAUAACAAGUUUAGAAGGAGCUCGACGCUAUCACUGAUGGCGUUCACCUUUGCCUCGUUUGAUGGUUACCACCUGAUGUUAAAUUU